Molecule: messenger RNA, 584 nt
Organism: Pseudovirgaria hyperparasitica
Lineage: Eukaryota; Fungi; Ascomycota; Dothideomycetes; Acrospermales; Acrospermaceae
Exons: 1
Coding region: 122-499 (125 amino acids)
Source: RefSeq, a predicted model, not a curated record
CAAAUUGCAGAACUGACUGCCCUCUGGUCCGCUCCAGUACUCCAGCUGAGUGUACACUGUGUGCUCGAGCUGUUCUUUAAGUGGCGAUAGAGUUCGACCAAUUCCUCGAGCUCCGCAGCUAAUGACUACUGUUUUCGGCACUGAGGGAGCUCUGACUUUGAGAACAUGGAUGUGCAGGUGCGUGCACGCGACAUUCUUCGUAUGUACAGUACUGACGUGUCCUUUAACGUCGGUGUACCACAUAUUUGGCGAAUAUUGCAAUACAGCUACUGCACUGCAUAGGCCUGUAAGACCUUUGUUUCAAAACUGUGAUGCUGCAGCGUGCCUCGACACGACUGACAGAAUUUACGUUGCUCACUGUCUACAGCCGACGAAGAACAAAAUCGCGACCAGAAAUGCGCACUACAGCACAAUGGUCGUCCCGUGGUGUGCUACAACUAUCUUCCUGGGGUAUUCGCGCUGCACAGCUAGCCACUUCACUGACGAUGGCAAACACUAGCAACUGCAAUUUUUUUUUAAACAAGGAGCUCGACAAAUUAGUACGUGGCUCGACUGAAUAUAUUAGAGAUAUGUGAAGAGCAGGC